AUGUUUUCCCGAAACCACCGAAGCCGGGUCACUGUGGCCAGGGGAUCCGCCCUGGAGAUGGAGUUCAAACGCGGCCGCUUCCGACUGAGCGUCUUCAGCGACCCGCCCGAGGACACGGAGUUGCAGAGGAAGCUGGACCAUGAGAUCCGGAUGAGGGAAGGGGCCUGCAAGCUGCUGGCAGCUUGCUCCCAGCGAGAGCAGGCACUUGAGGCCACCAAGAGCCUGCUGGUGUGCAACAGCCGCAUCCUCAGCUACAUGGGCGAGCUACAGCGGCGCAAGGAGGCGCAGGUGCUGGGGAAGACAGGCCGGCGGCCUUCUGACAGUGGACCACCAGCUGAGCGCUCCCCGUGCCGUGGACGUGUCUGUAUCUCUGACCUCAGGAUCCCACUCAUGUGGAAGGACACCGAGUAUUUCAAGAACAAAGGUGACCUGCACCGCUGGGCCGUGUUCCUGUUGCUGCAGCUUGGGGAACAGAUCCAGGACACAGAGAUGAUCUUGGUGGACAGGACCCUCACGGACAUCUCCUUUCAGAACAGUGUUCUCUUCACCGAGGCAGGGCCUGACUUUGAACUGCGGCUGGAGCUAUAUGGAGCUUGCAUGGAAGAGGAGGGUGCCCUAACUGGUGCCCCAAAGAGACUAGCCACCAAACUCAGCAGCUCCCUGGGCCGCUCCUCAGGGCGGCGUGUCCGGGCAUCGCUGGACAGUGCUGGCAGCUCAGGGGGCAGCCCCAUCCUGCUCCCCACCCCGGCUGUGGGUGGUCCUCGCUACCACCUCCUGGCUCACACUGUGCUCACCCUGGCGGCAGUGCAGGACGGGUUUCGUACACACGACCUUACUCUUGCCAGUCACGAGGAGAACCCUGCCUGGCUGCCCCUUUAUGGUAGUGUGUGCUGUCGCCUGGCAGCCCAGCCUCUCUGCAUGACUCAGCCCAGUGCAAGUGGUUCCCUCAGGGUGCAGCAAGCUGGGGAGCGGCAAUGCUGGACACGGGUCCAUGGAGUCCUGAAGGGCACAAGCAUCUUUUGCUACCGGAGACCUGAGGAUGCAGAUUCUGGCCAGGAGCCACUGCUUACUAUUGCCAUCAACAAGGAGACCCGGGUCCGGGCAGGGGAGCUGGACCAUGCCUCAGGUCGGCCCUUCAGCCUGAGUAUCAGUAACCGGUAUGGGGACAAUGAGGUGACGCACACCCUUCAGACAGAAAGCCGGGAAGCCCUGCAGAGCUGGAGGGAGGCCCUGUGGCAGCUUUUCUUUGACAUGAGCCAGUGGAAGCAGUGCUGUGAUGAGAUCAUGAGACUCGAGACUCCUGCCCCCCGGAAGCCACCCCCAGUGCUGGCCAAGCAGGGCUCCCUAUAUCAUGAAAUGGCUAUUGAGCCGCUGGAUGACAUCGCAGCGGUAACAGACAUUCUGGCCCAGCGAGAGGGUGCGAGGUUGGAGACGCCCCCACCCUGGCUAGCAAUGUUUACAGAACAGCCUGCCCUGCCUACCCCCUGCUCAGCUGCCUCAGUGGCCCCAGCUCCAGCCUGGACCCAGCCCCUGGCCUGGGGGCGACCCCGAACCUUCUCCCUGGAUGCAGUCCCUCUGGAUCACUGCCCUGCGGCCUCUCGCUCAGUUGCACCUCUUCCCCCGCGAUCCCCACGGCCCCGUGGCCUCUGCAGCAAAGGCCUACCCCGCACUUGGCUCCAGUCACCAGUGUGAGAGAAAGGUGGAUCUGGCCGGAAGAGAAACUGACCCAAGUGCAAGUGGGUGCUGCCUGCAGCACUGCCCCAGCAAGCUGCCCUGCUGGGCCUCUUCUUCCUCUGCUGGACCGGGGAAGCAGAAGACUCCCUAAGCUGUCAUUGCCAUGGUACUAAGGGACUGGCUGGGAUUCCCCAAAGGUUUCCUGGGAGAAAACUGGAAGCAACCCUACCCUACCUCCCUGCAUUAACCAGCUUUGAAAAUGACAUUUGGGGAGCCAUGGGAAAGUGCACCUCCCUGGGACUCCACACUGACCAUUAAAGUUAUUUAACAACAGCCUUCCCCUGGUUCUUGGGGA
Messenger RNA from Ochotona curzoniae (black-lipped pika), 2029 nucleotides. RefSeq names its product rhotekin (gene RTKN). The transcript has 12 exons. Gene Ontology annotation, cellular component: actomyosin contractile ring. The record is from RefSeq and is a predicted model, not a curated record. Gene Ontology annotation, biological process: septin ring organization; actomyosin contractile ring assembly; signal transduction. The coding region runs from base 1 to 1692 and encodes 563 amino acids. Lineage: Eukaryota; Metazoa; Chordata; Mammalia; Lagomorpha; Ochotonidae.